AUGUCAUCCUUGGACGUUAACUCCUCUGUGGCACCGCUGAGCACACUGCCCCUUUCCCACGAUUCUCGAGAAGACACCGAAGCCUGCAUUUCGACCAAGAUAAUGGAGAGCAGCGCCGAGGGCAAGGGGGGAAACUUCGCCCAGGACGAAGGACACAUACUCUCAAUCGACGUUAACCCUUUAGAAGAUGGCAGUGCACGACUCACAGCCCGCCAAACACCUCUAGGGGAAAUCACUACCCUUAGCAGUGCGCUGCUUCUGAUCCUCUGCUUCCAGACCGUCGUUGCCGCAGGACUCCUCCUACUCGCUUAUUUCGGCUCCUAUAGCACCUCAGCCUGGCUGUUCGGCCAUUUCGUCCUGGUCAAAUACGCCUUCUUCUUUACCCAGAUUGUCGGUCUACGGCUUUACCACAAGAUCAUACAGCUUUCAAACGUCGAAGGGCUCCGAACACGCUUGCUCAAGAACUUCGUGGUGACCAUGAUCGGAAUGCUUCUGUUGGUUGCCAUGGUUUCGCAAAUGACGCGCAUUUACAAUUCCAUUUCCGAGGGUGUCAAGGACGUGCAACUCUGCUUAGAAGGUCUGCGAGAGAUCCAACAAGAGCAGGGUGACUUCAAGGACAAGUUCUUGUAUUGUAUAUCCCUGUUUGCAGGCGGUCGGAAUCAGCGGCAAAUUUGA
Fonsecaea multimorphosa CBS 102226 is the source of this 675-nucleotide messenger RNA. RefSeq lists its product as uncharacterized. The record is from RefSeq and is a predicted model, not a curated record. NCBI's taxonomy places the organism in Eukaryota, Fungi, Ascomycota, Eurotiomycetes, Chaetothyriales, Herpotrichiellaceae. Bases 1 to 675 code for a protein of 224 amino acids. The transcript has a single exon.